Molecule: messenger RNA, 1806 nt
Organism: Salmo salar (Atlantic salmon)
Lineage: Eukaryota; Metazoa; Chordata; Actinopteri; Salmoniformes; Salmonidae
Source: RefSeq, a predicted model, not a curated record
CUCUUCUCGCUUUCCGUAGUUGAAGUCAGAACUCCUACUCGCUUUCCGUAGUUGAAGUCAAAACUCUACUCGCUUUCCGUAGUUGAAGUUAGAACUCCUACUCGCUUUCCGUAGUUGAAGUAAACAAGCUGAUAUCAUUGUUGACCCCAUCUAGCUUCUGUCAAAGCCUCUUCUAUCUUCUCGUUACCGUGGAAAUCUUCAACUCUCUCUACUCUUUAGUUAACAUGAAAUGUUUGGUGUGAAAUGAUUAAGGCUUGCAAUAAGUUAACAAGAGAAAACAACUAAACUAAACAUGAAACUGCGUGUGAGGAUAAACAAGCAGACCAGCCGGGUGAAGCUGGAGGGAGAGGAGCCAACUCUGACAGAGCUCAACGUUCAAAUCAGAGAGAUUCUUCUGCCUUCACAUGGACUCAGCCCAGACUCAGAGUUCACCUUGUCCCUGAACGGCUCAGAUCUUCUCUCUGACUCUGGUCAGACUUUGUCUUCCUGUGGCAUCGUCACUGGGGACCUGGUCUGUGUCAUCCUGCGUCCAACUGUCGCUGUGCCCUCCGCCGCCUCUACUCCCUCAGCCCGCCAGGCUGUGCCCUCAGGCUACCCUGCUUCCUCCGCUGCCUUUGCCUCCUCAGCCCGCCAGGCACCCAGCAACAGCAGCAGUAGUAGUAGUAGUACUGGGCUGUACCAAGCUGUACACCCACCAGCCCAACGCUCCAGUGAGGCCAGCAUGGGGGUGGAGCCUCAACAGGAAGUGGUCAGAGAGGAAGAAGAGGCAGGCCGGUGGGUUUGGGAACCCAUGCUGUGUGGGGAAGCAGAAGGAGGGAAGGUACCCCAUUCCCUGGAGGUUCUGUACCACCAGGCUCAGAGCAGCAGUACCUGUGAUGCCCUGAUGGUGGCAGUACACCUCCUGAUGGUUGAGACGGGCUUCCUGUGUCAGGGCUCUGAGGGGCGUCCUGGUGAGAUGCCAGCUGGGUGGAGGGCACCAGGAGGGCUGUACAGACUGCAGUAUGCCCAUCCUCUCUGUGACGACAGCCUGGCCAUGGUCCUAGCUGUACCCAUGGGACCCAUUCUGGUUAUCAACGCCACCCUGAAGGUGAAGCAGCAGGUGGAAACAGUGAGGAAACUGUCGCUGAAACCCUCCACCUAUGUGACUGACCAGUGGACAGGUGACAGCGCAGCGGCCGUCUACACAGAGCUGAGGAAGUUGUCCCGGGUCUUCAAAGACCAGCUGGUGUAUCCUCUGAUAGCUUCAGCCAGAGAAGCCAUGGCCCUGCCAGCAGUGUUUGGCCUGCCAGUCCUUCCUCCAGAGCUGUUACUGAGGGUGCUGAGACUGCUGGAUGUCUCCUCUCUCCUGGCCCUCUCCUCGGUCAACAGGCACCUCCACCAGACCACCACAGACCCGGCUCUCUGGAGACAUCUCUACCGCCGAGACUUCAGGGACUGCCAAGACCUCAGCCGAGACAGAGGCACUCAGUGGAAAGAGCUCUACAAGAAGAAGUACAAGUGGAGGAGAGAGGCAGCCAGUUACCCCCGCCACAUGCCCCGUUACCACCCUGUCCCCCCACCCCUCUACCCCCUCCACCCCCUUCCCAACAACCCCUUCCCCUUCUACCCGCCUGGCAUCAUCGGUGGGGAGUACGACCAGAGACCCGGCAUCCCCGGUGGUAUUCUGCCCCGCCCACGCUACGACCCUAUUGGUCCGCUCCCAGGUCACGAUCCCACAGCAGGAGGGCUGAUUGGACGAAGGGGUCUGAGACCUGCUGGGAACCGGCCGGCUGACAUCAGAAGAGGGUUCAUAUGACCCCCCCCACC